AUGUCCGCGACGCAGGAGAGCAUCAUCCGCACCUUCCAUCAAACCCUAGCCUCUUGCUCAAGUUUGAUUGAAGCAGGUGAUUACAGUAAGUCGCAGCAUUCAAUCUCCGAACACGUAGAUUUCCUCAACUCAAUCUCCAGUUCCGUUUUAUCGGAAUCCGAAAAUGAAGACUCGGGAAAAACAGCGCUCGAAAUUCUCGCCCAAAUUCAUCAAUAUAUAUGCUUACCUUCACUUAAUCAGGAAGUUAUUGAUGCGUUAGCGUUUGAGUGGCCCAAGGCAGUUGCCAGGUUCGCUUGUGUGUCUAAGAGGAGUUUGGAGGUGGCUGGGAGCAUCAUUGAUCGGUUGGUUGAGACUUGUAGUCCCCGCGAUAUGCUUUCAAUUCUCUGUGAGGCAUUAGGUUCUCGAGAUGAGCUGUUUGCUGUUCCUCGUUACUUUAUACCACUUCUAAGUGGGCUCGCCAAAGUUCUUGUUUCCAUCCAGAGGCGGCACUAUGAGCAAAUAAAAACUGUGGUUCCUGUUAUUCUCAAUGUUUUGGAAACCAUGUCUUCUGAAUUAUAUGAUGAAGAUAAAGAUUUUGAGGAAUUGUUCUGCAAAGCAAUUGACAUUGCCAACUCUAUUCAAGAAGUUCGUGUGAAGUUGGAAGGCAAGGACAGGAAUAAGCUCCGUGCUUUAUUAGGCCUAUAUGUCUUGCAGACUAUGGCUUUUGUUUCAAUUGGCUUGACGAGUAAAUCUUCAAGCUGUCCCCAGUUAGUGCUACAGUUAUGUCACUUCCUUCGACAUUGUGAAUUAUCGUACAUAGGUUUGAUUACGGGGUCUGAGGUUGAUGUGCUCACAGAACUGGUUCUUGGAGAUGAAGGUGAUGACUAUAUGAAUUGCUUUUCUCAAGUCAAACUUGGAGCAUCACUUGCAGUAACUUGGGCUUACAAGUCUAAUGAGGUUGCUUUAGCUGCCAACGCUGACUUGGCUGCCGUCAAAAGUGAACUCCAAGGUAACUGGUCUAGAAGAUGGGAAUCAAUAGGCAUGUUGAAGCAUAUAUUCUCAUGCGUGAAUUUGCCAUGGGAAUUGAAGAAACAUGCAAUCAAUUUCCUUAUUUGCAUCAUGGAUGGAAUUUUAUCGCACUCUUAUGAUGAUCAUGUGGACUACUCAGCCUAUAUGCUGACUCUCUAUUCUGGUUUGCAGGCAAUUGAAAUAGUCAUCAUGUAUGCAUCAGAUGCUGCAUCAAGAAAGGAUGCUUUUGGCGUAUUCAAAAAGGUACUUGCAGACAUCCCAACUUCUCUAAGAUUUGAUGUCUUAAGGGCCUUGAUAAAGAAUAGUAACUCUUCUUCCAUGAUCGCUCUACUUCUAGAUUACGUUAGAGGGGAAAUGCAUUUGGCAAAGACUAAAAAAGUUCCAUUAGGGAAUGCCUUGGAACCGGAAGUCCACGAAAGUACAUCAUUUUGGAGUCCAAGCGUUCUUGAGUUGGUGGAGUUUGUUCUAAGGCCUCCAGAGGGUGGACCUCCCCUCCUCCCUGAGUACAGCGAUGCAGUUUUGUCCGCCCUUAAUUUCUACAGAUUUAUAUUGAUUACAGAGUCAACAGGGAAUUCUAAUUACACUGGCAUACUGUCCAAAGACAACUUAAGGAAGGCCUACAAUGAAUGGCUUCUCCCGCUGCGUACAUUAUUGACAGGAACCAUGGCAGAGAGCCAGAAUAAUGAUGAUCCAUUCACAUCCGAAACAGUAUGCUCGUUGAACCCUGUCGAGUUUGUUCUAUACCGCUGUAUUGAACUUGUAGAAGAGAAGCUUCGAUGUUUAUAA
Fraxinus pennsylvanica is the source of this 1794-nucleotide messenger RNA. The record is from the annotation of a GenBank genome assembly. NCBI's taxonomy places the organism in Eukaryota, Viridiplantae, Streptophyta, Magnoliopsida, Lamiales, Oleaceae.